AUGGCCCCCCAGAGGGGGCGGCGGAUUGGGAGUCGUACCAGGAGCUCACGCAGUGGAGGAGCCGCCAGCAGGCGGCGAGGAGGGCGGCGUAGGCGGCGAGGAAGAGGCCCACCCAUGUCCGCCGCUGGCUCGCCGCUCUCAGCGCCCAGCCGUAUGGCGCCACCGCCGCUGUCUCUUCCACCUCCUUUUUCUCCCCCUUCGCCUCUUCUUCUUCUUCUUCUUCCUCUUCUUCUUCUUCUUCUUCUUCUUGCUCAGGGAGCCGACGAUGCCUCCCGACGGGAUCUGCCAUCACCGGCCGCUCCCCCUUGCAGCUGGUCUCCCUAGCUGACUUACUUAGUCUCCGAAGGAGGGGAACUUCAACUUUCCUCUUUCUUCCUCUCUCUCUCUCUCCCAGCGCCACUCUCUCUCACGCUUUACUGAGUUAUUUUUUUUAAUUUUAGGGAUGCUUUAUCUUUGUAUGCAUUAAUUCUUUUUGUAGAGGCGUUCAUAAAUAGAAAAUACAAAGUAUUUAUUUUAUAUUUUUUGGGGGUAUUAAAGUUUUUUUUAAUCCGUAAAUCUUCAUCAUCUAUCUGAUACGCUUUAACCAGUUUUUAAUAAAUAUAAUUAUAGAUGCUAAUAGGUAAAUCUCUCUCUCUCUCUCUCUGCCCGCCCCUCUUUCUCACGUCUCUUGAGUUCUUUCGUAAAAUUGGGGCUGCUUGAUGUGUAUAAACAUUUAUUAUUUUUAAGAGGCUUUCAUAAAUUGAAAUAAAAAUAUUUGCUUUUAGAAAAUAGUAUUUGAUCAUUAAAUCUUAUAUGAUUUAAAUUUUUUUUAUAAGCGAUGGUAAUAGACCAAAUAGUCCGAAUCCAGUCUACAAUUCUUCCAACUUGGGCUGCUGUCAUCUUCGCAGGUCAUUGUUGA
Molecule: messenger RNA, 898 nt
Organism: Spirodela intermedia
Lineage: Eukaryota; Viridiplantae; Streptophyta; Magnoliopsida; Alismatales; Araceae
Source: the annotation of a GenBank genome assembly